Molecule: messenger RNA, 684 nt
Organism: Struthio camelus australis
Lineage: Eukaryota; Metazoa; Chordata; Aves; Struthioniformes; Struthionidae
Source: RefSeq, a predicted model, not a curated record
AUGCAGAUCCGGUCUGACGAAGCCCACUACCACACUAACAUCCCGGAGCUGAACGGCAACAACAUCACGCGGAUCAACAAGAACGACUUCUCCGGGCUGAAGCAGCUGCGCGUCUUAGUCUGGCACUACAAGCUGCAUCCAUCUGGGCUCCUGCCUGCGCUACCUCUGGAGGUCCACGCUUUCUGUGCGCGGCGCAAAGCAAAGCAGCCGUGCUUCGGCCUCUUUCGGAGGGACCUGAGCGAGAACUUCAUCCAGGCCAUCCCCAGGAAAGCUUUCCGCGGGGCCACCGACCUCAAGAACCUGCAGCUGGACAAGAACCAGAUCAGCUGCAUCGAGGACGGGGCCUUCCGCGCCCUGCGGGGGCUGGAGGUCCUGACCCUGAAUAACAACAACAUCACUUCCAUCCCCGUGUCCAGCUUCAACCACAUGCCCAAGCUGCGGACGUUUGCCUCUGCGCUGCUAUGGGCUGAAUGGUGCUUAUGUGCUUUUCUUUCCACAGCCAAGGAGCAGUAUUUCAUCCCAGCCAAGGAGCAGUAUUUCAUCCCAGGUCAGGAGGAGCCAGGCUGCGUCCCGCGGCCCCAGUGCCCUCAGGAGUGCACCUGCCUCGACACGGUCGUGCGCUGCAGCAACAAGCACCUCAAGGCCCUGCCCAAGGGCAUCCCCAAGAACGUCACCGAGCUGUGA